Boleophthalmus pectinirostris (great blue-spotted mudskipper) is the source of this 2916-nucleotide messenger RNA. RefSeq lists its product as uncharacterized. NCBI's taxonomy places the organism in Eukaryota, Metazoa, Chordata, Actinopteri, Gobiiformes, Gobiidae. The transcript is spliced from 8 exons. The record is from RefSeq and is a predicted model, not a curated record. The coding region runs from base 914 to 2197 and encodes 427 amino acids.
UAUGUUUAGAUAAGUAUGGCAGUGAUAAAAGCGAUAAAUUGCAUUGUUAUGCUAAAUAUGGCUACCUCAAAAGCGAUGCACACAUUGUCUGCAUAAACGAAGGCUUUAGUAAAAAGUACUUUUGAAUUAGGCUGCACUCACACUAGGGCUUUAGAACUGUGCCCAAACACGGAUCGCCCCUAAAGCGCGGUACGUUUGUGACGUGUGAGCGCAAUCGAACCGUGCUUAAGCACGGCAUGGUUGGGACUUUGGCCCGAUUGGAGGAGGUGGGUCAAAGCACGACACGGAGCUCAUGUACACGCACAUGCACGACUUUAUUAUACGAGCCCUGUCAGGUGCGCUCAUGUCACUCAGGAGAAAAACUGGAUAAUAUCUGCUCCAAAAUACACUGCAACCCCACCUGGUCUCACCUUCAAUAUGGACAAACCGAAGUUUAGCUGCCUCUCCUCUCCGGUUGUCAUCACUGCUCCGUGCUGUUUUUAUAUCCAUAAACUCACGGAGGAGCGCAGGACGCACAUGAACCUCGCUAUUUAAUAGAUGUUUCUGCCGCUAACAGAUAUUUUCUCCGCUAAAAGCGUUAGCACAUGUAAACAAACAGCGCCAUGUGAUGACGUCAUCGGGCCGUGGCCCGGUUCGGAUGUGCAAGUGUGAGUGUGGAACAUAGAAGGGCCAUAGGACCCUACACAAUCGUUCUUGAGCACGGCACGGAUCUAAAGUUUUAGUGUGAUAAAUAAUGGCACUCUUAUUAGUGCAUCUUCAGUUUGUUUUGUUUUUGUCAGACUUUGGGAGCAAGGUGAGAUCUGACACAUAAACGCAUUUAUUUAUUUGUGCUUGUUUAAGGCAAAUAUCCUGAGCAUAAUCAGCAAAGCACACCCCACCAUAGUAUUCCAUAUAAUAUGAUACAGUAUAUGAAAUGUUUUAUUUUAUUCAAGCCUAUUCCUGUUUUUUCCACCUUUUUUUUAAACUUUUUUUUUUCUCCAGGAAAUCAUUCACAAUGUUGUUCAAAGUGCAAUACCAAGGGAAGAAGAAGUACAUAAAAAUGAAUGGCAUUUCAUUCCCUUCAUUUCUUAAGGAAGCCAAAGAAAAGUUUGGAAUUCUUAGUGAAACUAGUGUGUAUUUGCUGGAUGAAACUGGAACGGAGGUUGAUGAAGAGGUGUUUAGUGACAUCAUUGAAGAGAAUCCAAACAUGGCUUGGACUAUUGUUGGUGAACAUUCAGUCACAGAGUCGCCUGCUCGAUCUUUCUGUACGGACACGGCGUCUGUAACAUCACAGUCGUCAGAGUCUGGUGAAUCAUUCGCAUCACCAGAGAGGCUGCGGUUGGAUGAAAACACUUUAGAAGCCAAAGAGCUUGUCAAAGAUAUUUUGGAGUCAAAAGCAGGGGGGGAGAAAAUUCUAAAGGAAUACCAACAGACCAGAGAAAUAAAAGAUCAAGUACGAAGGAAGCUUGUCAACAUUCUUGUUACCAACAUGGUGGAGAAACAUGGAAAUGUUCCGCCCAUGGACAUAAGGACCAAAUAUGCAAUGGGCAUCGUGGCCCUUUUCCCUUCGCUUAAGGAUCCCUACUCUCAAAAAGGAUAUAUCUUGCAAGACUUCCAGCUGCUGUUUGGAGAGGAAACGUCAGCAAAGCUUUUGGAAAAAUGGGGAACCUUACUGAAGAUCAAAAUCAUAAAAGAAGCAAAUAACCUCACCAAAACACCCAUGCUUGAAUCUCUCAUCCAAGCUGCCGAGGGGAACCCAGGUGAAGAGAUUUCAGCCUGGGAUAGUGACAUGUCUUCGCUGCUGCUGCUGGUGUAUCUCCUGCCUCCUCCACCUGGCGGCAAGAAAAGACCUGUGAAGGUCGGUGUACGGGAAGCAGUGGAUCAUGUUGUCAAGUUUCACAAGUCUUGCCGAAGUCUUCAGGAGGCGACCAGUUCAGAAUCAGGGAGACAACCUUACAUCCUGGCAGUUGGGACAUCGAAAACCAACAUUCAUGACUACUACAUCGUGCUGGAUGGGCAACUCCUUCCUUGCAAGGCUAAGUCUUCCCUGUCUGCCUUUGAUGAACUUUUCAAGACACAUUAUGUGUUUGGCAUCACUUAUGAUCAGGCCCUUAACAAUAUGUACACAUUUGUGCAGACCACUAUCUACAACAUUGAUGUGGGACAUUGUCAUGAAAGCCCCAGGGUGAAGGAUGUUAGGGCAAAAGUCUUGAGUUAAGAUAAUCUAUCAUGGGUUUUAGGUGCGUUGUAUGCAAGUUAAUAUUCAGUUAUGUUAAGGAAUUGGUUCGACAUCUCAAGUUUAAGCAUGCAUUUUAUCCCGGUAAAAGGUUCCUUCUGACUUGUGAUCAAAGUGGAUGUGGUCAGAAAUUCCAGACAUAUUCAGGCUUUAGAAGGCAUCUUAACGCUAAACAUGGCAAUGGCAAUGAUGAUGAUGUUGAUGAUGGUGCUGAUGAGGAUGAACCAGUCACUCCGAUUCUUUCUGAUGAGCCAAAUGUUUCAAGUUAUGAUAAUCAGACAAAUGUGUUUUCAAGUUAUGAAACCGAAAAUCCAGAAAUGUCUACUAAUGCUACAGGAAACAGACAAAAUACUCAAGAAAUGUGUGCAUCCCUCAUUGCAAAACUUAAAAGCAAAGGUGUGCCUUCUACAGUUGUCACAUCUGUCAUUGAGAAUUUGGAGGAGCUUGUACACGAACUUCAUUCAAAUAUUAAAGAAGAUGUUACUAACUUGGUUCCUGAUGAUACAGAUACACAGGCAAAAUUGAAAACUUAUUUUGAAAGCCUUGAAAAUCCAUUUACAUGUGUAAAUACAGAGACAAAGUGGAAAAAAUACUUCCAUGAUAAGUGUGGUAUGGUGGAACCUGUUGAGAUCCCACUUGGAGUGAGAUAUGACAUCAGAAGGAACAGAGUUUCAGGCACAUAUGACCAAGUACCUGUAAAA